Strongylocentrotus purpuratus (purple sea urchin) is the source of this 4593-nucleotide messenger RNA. RefSeq names its product monocarboxylate transporter 9. Gene Ontology annotation, biological process: transmembrane transport. Lineage: Eukaryota; Metazoa; Echinodermata; Echinoidea; Camarodonta; Strongylocentrotidae. The record is from RefSeq and is a predicted model, not a curated record. The transcript is spliced from 7 exons. Gene Ontology annotation, molecular function: transmembrane transporter activity. The coding region runs from base 2484 to 4205 and encodes 573 amino acids.
GGGGGCAUUUAUCAGAGGUGAAAAAGGGCACGCUUAUUAGGAUGGGAAGGGGCACAUGCCAAAGUGAAAGAGGGCACCUUUCCUUCUAAAUAUGGGCACUUUUCAUAUUUAACUGGGCUUUCUUGGUGAACUAGGGGAACUAUUCUAUUUUCUUAUAUUAUUCCACAAUGUAAAAACGAUUUAUAUCCGUGUUUUCAUAUGAAUAUGUCAUUGUACGUUUGCUACUGUGUAUUGACUAUCUGUGUAUAUUAUUUUUUAAACAACACCUACGUGGAUCAUUGUCAUUUGAUUGGAGGAUUGUUGGUCACAUGGUAUUCGAUAGAUGUUCUAUUGCACAGGCGUGCAUUUUCGGUUAUAUUCGCCGUGUAUUUUCGGUUAUAUUCGCCGUGUAUUUUUGGUUAUAUGCAGACUGCGUACCUCUCUGCCGUGCGCGUAUCCCUGCGUGUAUCUGACGCGAAGGCAAUCUGAAUGUAAUCGAGAAUGCUUGACUCCAACUUUAAGUUAACUUUAGUAUAAGGAGUAGAGCAUAAUUUGUUGAUUAACGUUCUAUUAGAUCUUCUUUGAUGUUGUAUAAAACAAAGGUGUAAUGAUUGAUUCAAACCUAACUUGGAAUAGUCAUAUUAACAACAUUUGCAUGCUAGUCUAUAAAUCGAUAAGACAUCAUGGUCCAGACAUUUGGAAUGCUUUACCUGACAAUAUUAAACACUCUGCAACUCUUUAUUCAUUCAAAGCAUCGAUGAAAAAAUAUUUAAUAUCUACAUAUUCAAAAACAUCUGUAACCAGGUGACUGUUCUAUAAAGACUAGUCACAUACCAACAUCCUGUUUCCACAUAAAAUGCUCGAUUACAUCAUCACUUUAUGUAAACACCUUGAACUCGUGAACCCGCUUGACUCCUCGCAGUCCGUGUCACGAGUUUAACCAUCACACAUCUCCUCUUCGCCUCCUGUUUUACAGGUAAUUUACCAUAUUUUGUAUCAUACUUAUAUUUAAGUAAAUCAUUAUUAUCAUGUUAUAUAACUUUGUGCGGUUGUACUGAUGUAUGAUUAGAUUUGUUCUGAUGUUCGCAUUUGUAGAUAUCGUUGUUUUAAGGGAAGAAUUUAAGUUAAGAAAAGCUAUAGCUUCCUUACAACUAAUUGUGAAGCGUUAUACUGUAUGGGUGAAUGGUACCCACGAAUAUAUAUAUUUCACAUUGUAUAUAACUAUCUAUUUAGCUUUCUUACUUAAAGAUAUGAGCUAAUCAAUAUUUUGUCGUUUAUUAACCACUAGUGUGAUUCUAGUUAGCAUUUGACAUAUUCUAGUUGGGGAGAUAUUGUUACGAUUUUCCAUAUUCGAUUUGAUAACGUUUUGAGAGAUUUCCAUCUCAAAAGGAUAUAACCUUCGAUUUGACAUUGAAAAGCCAGAUUUUGCUAGUCUAUAAGUCCUUAUUUCUUAUAAUAUGUAUCGAGUUAUUAAGUCGUUUAUUUGUUUAGGAUCUUACAUUAUCAUGCCAAGAUAAUAAUCAUGUUUAUAUGUGUUCCGAUAUACCAGGGAUUGGUGUAGAAUCGGCGUAUAACUUUAUAACCAUAUUUUAUCUAUGAUACAUUGGUGUCUGCGUGAUUAGACUAUGUACGUUCACAUGGUGUGUACGGAGUGGGCGCAUCGUUGAGAACAAAGAAAGGAUUACAACUUUUAACUAAUAGUACCAGUACAAGUAUUACCUUGACAAAGAGGAACUUGGGCUUUCUAGGUUUGUCUCAACUCUGUAAUCUGUAUAGAGCAGGUAUUAUAGUAUUAGAAGCUGAAGUAAAUAUGCUUUAGCCGUCACUAUUAUAUAUGUAGAGUGGGUUUUAUUAUGGUCCAAAAGACCAAAACGCUCAUUUAUCUAUUCCGCCCUUUACAAUAAUGAAUUAAGUUAGAGAGCAACAAUUAUUAUUCAUUUGCACGAUAUAUGUCCAGUUUACGAAAGCACUAUAUAUCUAUCAUUCAGUAGUCUCCAGUUGUAUAUUAUUAGUCAGACAUGUAUAAAUCCAUUUAGUCUAUUCGUAUUAUGUUAGUUAUAGUUUCUUCGUUAUAAUUAGUUAGUACAUAUUUGUUAUCGUCUUGUUUACUUUGUUUAGGUUUAGUCGAGUUAGAUAUUGGUUAUCUUCGUAAUUCAGCAGUUAUACGUUUCGAGUAUUUGUUAUUAAGUUAAUAGUUACUAUACAUUAUCCAUUCUAGUGAAUGGUAAGUCUUUGUUUCGUUAAAUAUUGGAAAGGGACAUGUUGUUGAUAUUCACUUUGCUAUUUCAUCUAAUGGCUAAGUUUGGAUGUAAACCUAUAUAUAAGUAGGAUAGGAACUAUAGGAGUGUAUUUGUGUUUAGAUUAUGUGACUUUGUUUGUUUGUAUAUGAAUAUACAAUUAUGUGUUAUAUAUAUUAUUACUUUAUUAAAAGGGAGUCCGUGUCACGAGUGUAACCAUCACACAUCUCCUCUUCGCCUCCUGUUUUACAGCGGAGGAGGAAUUUAAUGAUGACUUCUACAGGCGGGAAGCUCCCACUCUGCCAGCGGCUACGGCCGCCUUGGGGAUGGGUUGUCGUCGGCGCCUCGUUCUUCAUAUACACUGUUCUCUACGGGAUAUUAUAUAGCUACAAUGUUUUGUUCAUAGCCUUUAUGGAGGAGUUCAACACCAGCUAUACAGUAACAGGUUGGAUCGGGUCUGUCUCCAUCGGGUUGUCUCUCCUCAUCGCCCCCCUAGUCAACAUCCUCACCGAGCGCUUCGGAUGUCGACCCGUCGCCAUCAUUGGCACCAUAGUCGCAGCCAGUGCUCUCAUUGUGACGUCAUUCCUUAAGAGUCUGAUCGCGGUGUUCAUCGCCUAUGGCCUAGUAUUCGGCGUAGGGGGCGGGCUAAUGACUGUUUGCUGUUACGAUGCGGUGCUUCUGUACUUCCCCGAGGAGAACAACGUGAGAGCGAUGGGUUUGCUACUGACUGGAACUAGCUUUGGUCUGCUUUCAUUUACACCCUUAAUGUCUUUCAUCAUCUCAAGAUAUGGAUGGAGAGUUCUUCUUCGGAUCGUGGGCCCUCUUCUCCUCUUUGUUGGUCUACCUUGCGCCCUAACCUUCGUAGAACCUUCUCACCCAUCAGGCGAUCGUAAACACCAGAACGGAGACAAGAACAUCAUCUAUCUGCGAAACGAGGAGGAGAUCGCAGAAAUCUCAGAGUUGAUGGACGAUUCUAAAAUGUUAAAGAAUUCUCCAAAACCCUUAUCUGUGAACGAGAAAUCUCAAUGCUCCCAGUCCGGGGAUGAAAAGCGUGUUGCCCGUGUACCUGUAAAAUUUACGCGUAUGAACAAUGAGUACGACGACAUAAAUGAUAAAGACAUAACUUCCUCUAGAGAGCGCUUUCCCACUGGAUUCGAGGAUGAUCUCGCAGAAUCUGGUGAUCCCUGUAGGAAUGGAGAGAUGCGCUGGGAGGAUAAAACGCGUCCUGUAAGAACAGCAUCGGAUCAAAGCAUAACCAGGAAAAUACUGGUCGCUCUGACUUUCCCCGAACUCUGGUUGAUAUCAAUAUCGACAGUACUAAAUGGGAUAGGAGACUGUUUUUACUUAGUUAAUUGGACAAACUACAUGGUAUCGGUAGGCUUCCCAGAGCCGACAGGGGUUCGAGUCGUGUCAUUACUCGGGUUCUCAAACCUCAUCGGGAAGAUCGGCAUGUCGGUGAUCGGAGAAUACAUUCCAUUCCCCAGAGUCUUUCUUCUCGUCAUCUCCAGCGUGGUCAGCAUCGCGGUCAUGCUCGUCAUCCUCUUCACCAGAAAUGUUAUUAUUAUGUACUGCAUAGCUGUCGUUGUUGGCGGAGUCACGAUGACUACGACAAACACCAUAACAUAUAGCCUGGCAUCAGAGUUCUUUGGUCCUGAGAGGGCGCUAGAGACAUCAGGUGUCAUUCUAUUCGCCUAUGGUUCAGGAUAUGUUCUUGGAUCCCUCGUAGGCCAGAGUAUUGAUACCACGGGUUCCUACACGUACGCAAUUUGGGCUUUCAUUGGGAUGUACACUGUAUCCGGCUUGUGUGUAUUAAUGGCUCCUGUUUAUCAACGCUUCUUCGCCCCACACCGUCUUGUGACGUUUGAACUCUACCGCAAAAAGAUGGAGGCGAGAAAAAAUAACGUGGUUUCUGAACAGAAAUCAUUUGGUUGUGAAGAAAAUAGCUUGAAAGGAAGUACAAUCGUGUAUGAUCGAGAAACAUGCGUUUAAAAAAGCCCACAAGUGCGCUUUUGCGUAUGUGCUAGUGGACGUAUGCUUAUAUCUUCGGUUUUAAAGACGUGUGUGAUUCGCAUCUACCUCUGGCAACCUGCCGUGAUCUCCAGUACCUAUUUUAAAGGACCACGAUCGAAUCCUUAGUCGUUAUACAAUGUGUUUUUUGUUUGGAAAGGAAACCGCGUGUUUGAGUGCGUGUGUGAGUGUGUGUGCGAGUGCGUCUACGUCUGCGUCUGCAUGAGAUUUUUGAGGGGUCUCGAUACAUGUAUGAAUCAUAUUGAACUUUGGUGACCUGCCUUCAUGGUUUCAAUGUAGUAUACUAUUUUGUAAUAGAUGUUUUAUCCAACAAUCAAGAUGCUAUAUAAUUAUAUUAUAACUAAAGAUA